AUGUGGUCGAACGUCCUUCGUGGCCUGGUCCUCACGAGCCUGGUCACAUCGAUUUCGGGGGCCGCGGCGGAGGAAAACCAAAACAACCCGUCGGCCGAUGCAACGGAUGGUUCGGAUCUCAUCGAUGACUCCUCCAACAUCGUUCCCGGCGCCUAUAUCGUCGAAUGGGAGACCGGCGCCGAAGACUCAUCCAGCUUCUACCAGGACCUCGGACUCGACGUCGAACACCGCCGAGACCUCAACUUUCGGCUCUUCAAGGGCGCUUCAUUCCGCGUCCAAAACGCCUCGCACGAUGGCGACGACGCGGAUAUCUCCCGGCGCAUCGCCGAGAAGCCGGGCGUCAAAAGCGUCUGGCCCGUAAGAACGAUCCGCAUGCCGACACCAAAGCCGGUUGCUGUCGGGAGAAACUCGAAGCGAUCCGUGUCAGACGUCGGAAAGCGUCAAGACGACCCGGGCGACUCGGACACGUUCACGCCGCACGUCAUGACCCAGGUCGACAAGCUCCGCGCCGAAGGCUUCACCGGCAAGGGCAUCCGCAUCGGCAUCGUGGACAGCGGCAUCGACUACACCCACCCGGCUCUCGGCGGCUGUUUCGGAGAAGGAUGUCUGGUCGCCUACGGCUGGGAUCUCACGGGAGACAACUACUUCCCUCCCGAGAGCCCGUCGCCGGACUCGGACCCGUACGACGACUGCGUCGGCCACGGGACGCACGUCGCCGGCAUUAUCGCCGCUCAGGCCAACGAGAUGGGCUUCACCGGCGCCGCGCCGGACGUCACGCUCGGCAUGUACCGGGCCUGGGGCUGUAGCGGGUUGACCACCAACGACGUCCUCCUGGACGCCUUCAACCGCGCGUUCGAGGACGGGAGCGACAUCAUCUCCUGCUCGGCGGGCUACUACACGGGCUUCGCCAACGACCCGUGGGCCAUCGCCGCGUCGAGGAUCGUGGCCCAGGGCGUGCCUGUCAUCGUGUCCCCGGGGAACUCGGGUCGAUCCGGCAUGUUUCUGGCCGCCUCACCCGCAACGGGUGUCGAAGUCACGGCCGUCGGAUCCGUGGAGAACAUCGUCACGCCGCUGCUGCUCGAGGCCGGGUCGUAUAAUGUUGGCAACAGCACUGAUGACGUUCAACCCUUCGGUCUUGUCAGCGGAACCCCGGCGUUUGCGGAGAACAUCACCCUGCCUCUGUGGGCAGUCAGCAACAACGCCGUUUCCGCCAACGACGCCUGUGCAGCUUUGCCGGAUGACACGCCCGACCUCUCGUCCAAGGUCGUUCUUCUCCGCGUGGCUGAUACAUCGGAGUGCUACUCUUCGACGCAAGUUGAUAACGUCGCGGCUAAAGGUGCCAGGUACCUUUUGUUCUACAGCCAGUCAAACUCGUCCAUCGAGUCAAUCUACGCCUAUGCCGAUGGCAUUGCUGGAGUUGGAGCUAUCACCGCUUCCCAAGGAACCCGCUGGAUCAAUCUCUUGAACGAAGGCAGACCCGUGGCUGUCAACAUUGUGGCCUCUGAGGCUGCCGGCAUCCGGUACGAGCAAGUUCUAAACGACGUCUCCGGCGGCCUGACCAGUUUGACAUCUUCAUGGGGCCCGACCUGGGAAGCCGUGUCUAAGCCACAGUUCACCGCGCCAGGCGGAAACAUUCUGUCAACCUGGCCAUUAACCAUGGGGGGCUACUCGGUCUUGUCGGGUACGUCAAUGUCAACGCCCCUCGUCGCGGCCAUCUUCGCUCUCGUCGGACAGGCGCGAGGUUCACUGGACCCCGUUGAGCUCCGCAGCGUCAUCUCUUCCACCUCCACACCCAUAGCCUGGUUCGACGGCACGACGGUCCACGAUAUCUCGGCCUCCGUCGCGCAGCAGGGCUCUGGCGUCGUUCAGGCGCACGACGCCGCGCGCGCGAAGACGGUUUUGAGCAUCAGCCAGAUCUCCUUCAACGACACGGCCCACUUUGUCGAGAGCCACACCUUCAGCAUCAGGAACACGGCCGAUGAAGACUUGACCUACACGCUGGGGCACACCAAGGCCGCUACCGCGUACACCUUCGCCGCCGGUUCACGGUCUGCUUCUCAGUUCCCCAACCCGGUGGUUGAUGACUGGGCAGAGCUUUCGUUCUCCGCCAGUGAGGUUGUUGUACCUGCAGGCUCAUCGGCUGAGGUCACGGUCAGCGGCACUCCGCCACAGAAGGUGAACGCCACACAGCUUCCGGUCUACAGCGGAUAUAUCGACAUCACCGCAAGCAACGGCGAAUCCCACAUCAUCCCCUACCUCGGCAUCGCCGGGAGUCUGAAGGAUGUUCCCGUCUUUCUUGAGGGACCCCAGUUCGGUACCUAUCUAGGCUACACCAACAAUCCAACCCCACCCAACACGACUUUCACGAUUCCGAGACCCGGCACGCCUCCUCCCCCUACCGGUGCCGAUUUCCCCAGCAUGGUUGCGAGCCUCCUAUUUGGAUCACAGAUCGUCCGGGCGGACGUCGUGGCGUUGACGGAAACCGGACUCCCGACGGCGGCGCACUUUGACAUCCAAAGCAUCGGGCAUCUGCCAGGCUUUCCUGAGCCAUGGGUCACUCGGAGGAACUACAGGCUGGGAUUCCUGGGGAAUCUGGCUGACGGGGCAAUCGUUCCGGAGGGGACUUACAAGGUUGUGUUCAGCGGGUUGAGGGCCUUUGGUGAUGCCUCAAAGAAGGAGGAUUGGGACUUCGCGGCCACGGUCCCGUUCAUUAUCAAAUAUCUACCAGAGUAG
This is a messenger RNA of Colletotrichum higginsianum IMI 349063, 2733 nucleotides long. RefSeq names its product Peptidase. The record is from RefSeq and is a predicted model, not a curated record. Gene Ontology annotation, biological process: proteolysis. Gene Ontology annotation, cellular component: cell wall; cytosol; membrane. The transcript has 3 exons. Bases 1 to 2733 code for a protein of 910 amino acids. NCBI's taxonomy places the organism in Eukaryota, Fungi, Ascomycota, Sordariomycetes, Glomerellales, Glomerellaceae. Gene Ontology annotation, molecular function: serine-type endopeptidase activity; tripeptidyl-peptidase activity.